This is a messenger RNA of Cetraspora pellucida, 1944 nucleotides long. Lineage: Eukaryota; Fungi; Glomeromycota; Glomeromycetes; Diversisporales; Gigasporaceae. The record is from the annotation of a GenBank genome assembly.
AUGCAAAAUAACGAUUUAACUGAAAAUAAUACAUUCAAGGUCGUUUUAGAUGAUAAUGAAAAUUGGAAAUGGGUAUGCUUUGAUGAGUAUUGUAAUCGUUCUGGCAAACCAGAACGUCAAGUAAGGAUUGAAAGUAUCAAUGCCAAUCCUUUUGUGGUCGUUUAUCCACGUGAUGGUAACCCAUAUGUUGAAUUGAGUUCACAUAAAUUGAUAAAUAUUUUGAAAGAUAUUCUUCCUAGCAAGAAACUUCUUUUUGAUGAUAAUUAUAAUUACAACUCCUGUGAUGAGUCUAGUGGCUGGGAUGAUGAGUAUGCUUGUAGUGUUUGGGAUGAUGAGGAUGAUUGCCCCAAGGGUAAUGUUUCAAAACCUGAGGCCAAUGAGGGUCCUAUAUGCAAGAUCAAUGCUCGAGAUUUAUUUCAUGUUAUGAAGGAGUUAAAGAAUGCAACUAAAAGUGUGACUGAUUUAGAGUGUAGUAUCCACCUAAAACGCUUGAUCCGAUUCCUUGAACAAGAAUACAAAAAGACGAUAAAAAUUCGUAAAAAGAUGAUUGCAAAUAAAACUGUUUCGUAUGAGAUGUUAUGGGUAUUUUAUACUGAAAAUUUGGAUAUAUGGUACCGGUGCGCCAUUUCUAAGCAGCAGGUUGGAGGUGUCAUUGUCUCAGUAGAAGAUUCUGGUGUAAAUUUUAAGAUAAAUAUUAAAAUAAUCGAAUAUGAUGGCAUCGGAUUUAAGCAUUGCCAAAUAGUCCGUGAAAUCAAUCGUUUCGAUGGUGAAGUGAGCUUCUCUGAUUUGCCUGUUGUCCCAAUUGAACUUUCUAUAACUCAAGAUUUCUUAAAGGAAAAUAUAAUGACAAACGGAAAGCAAUUUUUUAAUCUUGCCUCAGGGCAUCAUUUUAUGAAGUAUGAAGGUCCGCUACUUCGUGACCGAUGUAUGUGGAUAGAGAAGAUUAGAGCUGAUGGUCGUGUAAUGGUUGACCUUCAAAGUUUUGCGACAAUGAACCCUGAUUAUCAAAUGGGCAAUGCAAAACCACCGAAUAAAUGUGACGUUAAAAUACUCAAAGAAAAAAAUACUUAUAUCGAGCAGAAUAAACUUCAUCAGGAUUCUAAUUAUUUUCUUGCUCCUGCUGUAGUAUAUGGUUUUAGUUUUACAGUAAAAGAAUGGGGCCUUUUCGAGAUAUCUAAAUUUUCAGACAUUACUUUUGAUACUGAUGCCCUUAGUCAAGUAGUAAUGCCCGAAAAUAAAAAAAGAAUGCUUGAAGGGCUAGUGAGUCAGUAUGCUGAUACAGUCCAGAAGACUAUUAGCGAUAGUCCAUUUGAGAAAUCUUUAGAUCCUAUUUCGAAUAAAGGUAAUGGAUGUAUUUUUCUUUGUUAUGGGCCUCCAGGCACUGGAAAAACCUUGACAGCUCAAAGUGUAGCUGAAUUUUUAAGACUGCCACUAUGGGUGAUUACUGUACGCGAACUUGGAUCAUCGCCUGAAAAGUUAGAAAAGGAGUUAGUUAAGAUUCUUGAUAUCGCUCAUAUAUGGAAGGCCGUCAUUUUGCUUGAUGAAGCUGAUAUUUACCUCGAAAAACGUAGCACAGUUGAUCUAACUCGCAAUACAUUGGUUGGAAUAUUUUUACGUGUCAUUUUUUUAACAACAAAUCGAGUCAUAACUUUCGAUGAUGCAGUAUGUUCUCGAGUUAGUAUGUUCUUUCACUAUCCUAAACUUGGACCAAGUGAAAGACUUCAAGUCUGGACCAACUUUAUUAAACGUGCCAGUCUCCCCCUCAAGGCGGAUGACUUUAUUAAUUACGAAUUGAACGGCCGUGAGAUUCGUAAUGUUCUUCAUACUGCACGAUUAUUGGCCAAGAAUGAAGGCAAAGAUUUGGCUUCAGACAUUGUAAUUGAUGUUAUUAAAGUUAUCCAAGAUUUUCGACAAGUAACUGAUGAAAUGGAUGUUGAUAUUUAA